CUUCCGGUUGGAAAAUGAAAGCAUGGCGGGCACUGAAGUUUCAAAUCAAACUUCUAUCAAACCAGACAGCUUUGGAAAUAGAUCUUUAUGGCAGUUAAUAAAUGGAACAGGAGUUCUCCGCCCCAAGGAGUUGGUGUCCAGGGAACUGACAAGAAAUGGAAAAAAGAUAUUGGAAGGUUUAUCAUUCUAUAAAAAACCAGUAACUAUAGCAGGAGAACAGCUCAAAGGGAAGAGACUCUCCAAGCUACACAAGGAUCUGGUACAGAAGAUCAGCCAGUAUUUGGGACUUGAAGAAUUACAGAGCUGGGAACUUUUCAGCUCUUUUCUAUCAAAUGACUAUAGAGGAUCACAGAAAAAUCUACAGCAAAUCCUCAGCAAUGAGCGUCACACCCAGGCCCUGGUUUACAAGAUCCGUGACUAUUACUACACGGAGAGACUUUACCUGUUACAGUGUGUUAAAGUCGUCAUCAACUUCUGGCAGGAUGACGACCAUCCCUACAAGGAUGAGCUUGAACAGUUUAUGAGGAGGUUAACUACUGAUGGAGAUAUCAUGGCAAAGCAAAUCCUCAGCAAUGAGCGUCACACCCAGGCCCUGGUUUACAAGAUCCGUGACUAUUACUACACGGAGAGACUUUACCUGUUACAGUGUGUUAAAGUCGUCAUCAACUUCUGGCAGGAUGACGACCAUCCCUACAAGGAUGAGCUUGAACAGUUUAUGAGGAGGUUAACUACUGAUGGAGAUAUCAUGGCAAAGUUAUUGGACCAGUUUAAGGGCUGUAUCAAGGAACAGCUACCUACAUGGGAGACCAAUGGAACAAUGAUGACUGAGAGACAAGCACAUGUAUGGGCCCACCAAAAUUUACUGGAGCAGUGUGAACUACUGGAAAUUCUGGUGAUCUUUUUGAAGGACAUCGAAAUCAACACUGACCAGGCUAUUAACUUAGUGGAAAUGUUUAAGCGUCAUGGUUUUGGUAGACAUCAGAAGUACAAGCACAUUCUAGAGGAUCCAGCGGAGCCUUUCAUCAAGAAGAUUGGCCAUCUUGAGAUGUUGAUAUUGUUAGAAACUCUGGACCUGGAGAUGGUUCAUGGCUGUACACACCUGGGCAGUUUUGAUGGACACUGUAUUCUCAAAGAUCCAAAUUCAUUUAAGAGGUUGGAUGAGGUGAUACAGACCCUGGGGUCAGACCCUUCCCAUGGACCUCUGCUACUCUCCUGGGUGGCGAUACGGAUGGUGUAUCCUACGGCCACAGACAACGCUAUCACCAGGAAGAUGGGCAAUAGUGCUCUGGCACUUCGAGUGUUUGAUGUUUUGUAUGAAAUCCUCAACACUGAACCAUUUACCAGCAAAACAUCGUUUGUGUCUUCAGUGGCCCAUUACGUUGUAUAUAAUAUGCUGGUGAAUUUACUCUCCGCGUUUGAUGAGGGAUCUCUAGGGGGAGAGAGGGAAAUCCAGGUGCUAUAUGCAAAUAUUUGUAAGCUGUUAAAACAAGAAUUUGUGUCAGAAGAUUUCUGGAACAAGGGUCUAGAGGAGGGCUUAGGGUCUGUAUUCCAUUCCUCACGUCUUAAGUUCCCCUUGGAUUUUGGUAGCCUAGUCCGAUUUAGCACCUCGUUAGCCUCCUCGGGCAUAGACAGUGCUAGGAAGAUUGUAGAAGUAUGGAGAAAGCUACCGUGUUACACAGAGUUCCUUGACAGAAAUGCUGUGUCGGACAUUAACCAGACCAAGGAUCCACUCAUAUGGCAGCUGGCAAGAAACAAGAUCCCCUACCCUGGAGGUAACCAUACAACACAUAGUGNGAUAGAAUCACUGGGCGCAGGGAUGGUAUCACCAAUGCAGGUGUCGAGGGUGACCCUCAUUGUAGAGAUGGUCAGUGCAGUUCUCGGAGCCUACCCUAAGGCUGUGGAGGAACUUGACCAGAUCAUUGAAUGUCUGUAUCAGCUUAUUCACAGGUUUGCCAACUUCAAUCCGCCACCACUUGACCUGAUGACAGCCUGUAUCCAGUGUCUGACUAGUGUAGCCAAAAAACACCCAACCAAGGUAUGGCACAACAUGAAACAGACGGGAAUGGUGCCGUACCUCACAGAGAAUGUGGACAACUUAGCAGAGGUUCUCAGUGGCCAGGGACUGAGUGUAGGAUUGUAUGGAGCUAUCCUGGCAGGGUAUGAGUGUAACCAAGGCCGAUAUUCUGUGACCGUGGCAUUCCUCGACUUCAUCAGCUGCUUUAUAAAGCCAUUUUUUGCGGAGGAGAGGGAGAACGACCUGAUGGCCCCCAUUCUUUAUUUCCUGCGUGAAGUGUUUCCUGUGUUCCAAAAAUGGCGCUAUUACAGCUCAGCCAAGAGAGAGACCAUUGGACAAAAGUGCCUAGACAUAUUCCACAAAAUUCUGACAUUUUUGACAGGAAACAGGAAAAAGAAGUCAAAUAGACCUCACCUACAGGAAGUGUGUGUAUACAGUUUGUUGUUCACUGAGGCAGGCCGCUCACUGCUAGACCUCAUCGCCAUGGGAGCUGACACCAUAGAAAUGGCACUCAUACAGCAGGGCAGUUUUGUGGAAGCUGGUACAGGAGUCGAGAUGAUACAGUUAGUACAGAUGUCCUUCUCGGUCCUCAAUCGUCUGCUGCUGCUCAAGUCUCCAGACCAGCCACUGUCACCAGUGGAGAGCGCGCUGUCAUCUCAGCCCGCGGGGAGACAAACUCAACAUAUUGUGGCAACCAUAGCUGGCUAUAUCUACCACAAACAUAACCCACGACUGCCAGCUCUCGCCUGCCUCCUCCUCAAACGCCUAGCUCUGGUGUCUCGGAUGUCCAUCUUGGCGUGUCUGGGAGGAGAUGCAGAGACCAUCAGAGACAUGUAUCUCUCACGUUUAUACGCUGUCACAGAGGACCUGCGCCUGAAGGUUGUCAUCCUGGAGCUGUUGUCUGUGUGUGUGGAGGCACAGCCAGGACUCAUAGAAAUCUUCCUCAAUGUCCAGCCGGCCGAGACAGCCUCAGGCACAGAUGCUUCUGCCACACGUGCCAGCAAGAAGGAUCUGUCCCUGGGUAAAACUAGUUGUCUCCAGACAGUACUAGAUCUGAUGGAUGCUAAGAAGCAGGGAGAGUACAUGUGUCCCCCAGACUUGCUGUGUGCCUGCAUGGACUUUAUACACGCCCUGUGGGCGGGGCUAAGGGACACAGCAAUGUCUGUACUCAGGGCAAGGACCAACUUUUGGCUGAGUGUAUGUGCCCCACUGACCAGAGAUCUACCGUCACCUGGGGAGGAAGACGAGAUGCAGAUCGCCGUGCCCUAUCAGGUGCGAACCAUUGCAUUUGUGCUGAGAAUCCUGUCAGAAGAGAUAUACACAGUCACCAGUGCAAAACUAGACAGCAAGCUGAAGAAAGUUCUGGCCGACGUCAGUGAUGCAAACCGCUGGAAGUACUGGUCUGGUUAUGUACGGGACUGUGUGGUUAGCCAGGCUGAGAGGACCGAACCAGAAUUACCAGGAGACAACCUAGCUGAUCACCCCACUCUACAACUCCUCAUGGCCUGGAAAAACUUCGUCAUCACCAUCACCAAACUCAAGGUUGAUGAAUUGAAAGUGAAUAACAGCCUAAAAGAGGUGAUCAUGGUAGACUUGAUGGAGGGUGUACAGGCGUUGGUGUCGGGCGAUUUAUCGGUACUGAACAUCAAAUUGGCUCAAAUAGCUAGUGCUUUCCUCUUCAACCUCAUCAAACAAUGGACCAGCUCUCUGAGUAACCAGACAAGGAUGAUUAAAGAGUUACAGGCAGCUGUAGUACAUACCCUGUCUAACAGUAAGACACUGAUCCCCCCAAUACAGGUGGGACUGCUGGGAAGUGUCACGGCCAUUAUACAACAUUCACGACUCAACUCAGUCACAGAUAUGAGUCCUGACAAGUACCUAUCAGUUGUCCUCCCUACCACAUGUGCAGUCUUACUACAGAGCACCCGUCAGCUCCCUUCGCCCCGAGAUCUUGUUGAUAAAAAGGAUUCACAAGGAGAAUUGGCAGCUGGAAACAUAAGACUUAAGAUGCAGAUUGUGACCUGCUGUCUGUUAGAGGAGCUCAUCCUACAGUGUGACAGGAGUGAAAUGUGGCUACCCGUUCUACAGGAGCACUUCAUCCUCCCUACACUAAUGGCCUCCAUGGAAGUUUUCAUCAAGGGUAAACAGGCUGUACAUUAUGUCCAGACAGUGUUUCUGUUGCUCUUGACCAUUGCCAAAUAUGACAAGGGGGCAGAGGCUUUAACAAUGAGUGGUGUCACACAGCAUACCUGUCUGUCCAUGAUAUCACUUUACCAAGACAGUGACCUCUUCUCUAAGCCAGGAGCUCCUGCCAGGAAGGAUGUGACUGAGCUUCAGCAGAAUUCCAGAGCAAGCUGGCAUGGAAUAUACUGUAUCUGUGUGGACCUGUAUGCUACCGUGCUGUCUGCCCUCAAGUACUCCUUCCUCGAGGAUGCCCUCCACUUUGUGGGUGCCCACCAGGAUAGGAUGCAGCAGUGUUUGGAGCUGUCACGGAUCACGUUGACCCCUGGAGCUCUGUAUGAGGCGGAAAAGACAUGUGACUUCAUCCACAAACUGUCACACUUUGCACGGGAAUGGAGGCUGCAUUUGCCGGACUCGCUCAUCAAACUGCAGACUAGCAUGAUUUACAUGAGCCAAUCGUUUAUUGCAUUCCUUAUGCGACCCAGAUAUCUACAGCAUAUACUAGAGCAACACAGUGGUCAGAAAGGUCAAACAAGAGAGCGGACAUCUACCUCCCCUAAACAACCACGUCUCCAGGCUCAGUCCUCUAUGGAGGAUAUUGAUGCCCCAUCAUCUCAACUCCUACAUACACAGCACAGGAUGCUGACUAUUCUUGGAAUGAGUUUCUCAUCUUUACGACAGUUCACUCCAGACCUGCUGGAGAUUUUAUAUGAACAGAGUGUGGACUACAGCGAGUAUGAGCCUUUCCUUGCUAUGGGUUUCAGUGCUCCCUCUGUGGACCAGGACAGUACGCCCUCCUUUGGUACACUGACCACCUGUGUGCGCGAUGUCUGUGUGAAAUUCCUUACAAAGUUGGAGCCUAAGUCGGGCUCCUCCCCUCAGAGAUCAACAUCUCCAGUCAACAACAUCAAUCAGGUCAUCUCCAAAAGUCUAGUGCUCUAUGUUAUGGAGAACGCCCUGUACAUUAUCAUGUCCCAGGCUACACGAUAUCUACGUGACCCACACCUCGUCUCUACAGACAAACAGCUGCUGAAACGAGAACUAGGCACUGAAAUGAAUUACUUUCUGAAGGAACUGGAGCGUUAUCUGAGGAAAGGAACACCAGUGUCCCCCAAUACCAGUUCCACAACUCUAAGCCCAAGGACAGCACAUUCAGGGGGACCUCUCUUGGGACGUUCCAUCUCACAGACAUCAUUUGCAAUCAGUCAAGAGACAGAAUUCUUCCGAUUUGUGCGCGAGUAUGUAACACAAGUGCUAAAAUAAUUUAACAGUUGUGAUCCAUGUUUUCUGAUCCACUGCUCUGGGAAAACUAUGUAAUUUGUGUUCGUCAGAAUGAAAGAUGUUUCCCAAACUUAACACAGAUCAUCUCCUGCAUUACUGAUUGUCCAGAAGACAAAGAUUCUAAAACUUGUCUUAAUAUUAUAAACAAUACAAUACAAUAUUAAGAUUCAGAGGCUGGAACAUUUCUACCUUUAUUGUGGUUUCUUUGGCUCGGACAAGAAUGUGGGUCUCAGCAUUAGUGCUCUGUUAUAAUAUUUGUAAUUGAAUCGAUUAUGGCUCAAAUGGUUUGAAGUGAGAGCUGUCUGUAAUGUUAGUAUGCAAGAGAAUGAGUGUACAUCCUUAUGUACAGUGAAACCUCACUAAUCUGGAAUAUAAAAUCUUUCAAAUUUCCUGGUCACUGAUUGGACCAUUACCGUACCCCUCUGCUUAGCCAGU
This is a messenger RNA of Mizuhopecten yessoensis (Yesso scallop), 5911 nucleotides long. Its product is annotated as nucleoporin NUP188 homolog. Gene Ontology annotation, cellular component: nuclear pore inner ring. Lineage: Eukaryota; Metazoa; Mollusca; Bivalvia; Pectinida; Pectinidae. The transcript is spliced from 52 exons. Bases 23 to 5458 code for a protein of 1811 amino acids. Gene Ontology annotation, biological process: RNA export from nucleus; protein import into nucleus. The record is from RefSeq and is a predicted model, not a curated record. Gene Ontology annotation, molecular function: structural constituent of nuclear pore.